Molecule: messenger RNA, 685 nt
Organism: Musa acuminata subsp. malaccensis (wild Malaysian banana)
Lineage: Eukaryota; Viridiplantae; Streptophyta; Magnoliopsida; Zingiberales; Musaceae
Product: protein SPIRAL1-like 3
Biological process (GO): cortical microtubule organization
Cellular component (GO): cortical microtubule, transverse to long axis
Source: RefSeq, a predicted model, not a curated record
CUAUAAAUUUCCAGUACUCUCCCUCUCCCUCUCCCUCUCCUUCCCCUUCACAGUUCACCGUUCUCGCUCUCUCUCUCUCUUCUCUCUCUCUCUCUCUCUGAGCCUCCGAUCCUAUCCCCCGAAGUCCGAGAGAUUGUUGAAUCUUAUAUACUGUAAAAGCAAAAGAUGGGACGUGGAGUGAGCAGUGGAGGGGGUCAGAGUUCUCUGGGCUACUUAUUUGGUGGCGGUGAGGCUCCCAAAUCUGCUUCUGAUGAUGCUGCACCAGUUCAAAAGCCAGCUCCUCCUCCACCUCCUAUUAACAAAGAGAUUCCAGCAGGUAUCCAAAGCAGUCAAGCUAAAAACUGCUACCGAGCGGAUGGACAGAACUGUGGCAAUUUCAUCACAGAUCGACCUUCGACCAAGGUGCAUGCUGCUCCCGGUGGUGGUUCUUCCCUGGGUUACCUGUUUGGCAAUGGGGGUAAUUGAUGCUCUUCCUGGAUCCUGUAACUCCUAUGCAUGUGGCUGUUCUAGUGGAACCUUGUUUGCAAAUAUGUAUGUGGUAAAGACUCUUUAAGCAUGUACAACUUUGCAUCCAAAUGUAUAAGAAAGUGUCAGGGUGAUGAGACAAGAAACAUCUAGUUGUGAUUGCCUUUUCUUUUCCCUUUAAAAGUGAAUUUUUACUUGAGAUUCAAUUCUCAUGUUAUUA